AUGGCUAAGGACAUCAAACAGCUAGCCCGGGAGUGGCUGGAGCUCGACCAAGACAAAACCACGACAGAUGAGAUAUAUGAGCUGCUUAUGCACGGGAAUACAGAAGAGCUAGAGAGAAGACUGCGGACUCGGAUCGCCUUUGGGACCGCCGGUCUGCGAGGCCCCAUGCAGGCUGGGUUCGCCUCCUAUCUCCUCAAGACAGAGCAGAAUGUCAAGAAGCGUGGAGUUGUAAUCGGUCGGGAUGCUCGCCACAACUCUGAGAAAUUCGCCAAACUCACCGCAGCCGCUUUUGUCGCCAAAGGUAUAAAGGUCUGGUGGUACGAAACACCUUCUCACACGCCUUUGGUUCCGUUUGGUGUACGAGAAUUGAACGCUGUUGCUGGAAUCAUGGUAACGGCGAGCCACAAUCCCGCCAAAGACAAUGGUUACAAGGUGUACUGGUCAAAUGGCUGCCAAAUCAUCCCUCCACAUGACAGUGGCAUUGCUGCUUCUAUACUGGAAAACCUAAAGCCCGUCACGUGGGACACAUCUGUUGUGGACAAUCCUGACCUACUCGUUGAGGGCUCCCUAGAUUUGGUCAAGGACAAGUACCACAAAGCAAUCCUAUGCGCCGCCCAGCCUGACGGUUCUCACAUCAAAAUGAGCCCCGACCUGAGGUUCGUGUAUACCCCUAUGCACGGCGUGGGUCUACCAGCGAUGACUCAAUGCGCCGAGACCCUGGGAAUAGCCUCGCAGAUGACUGUUGUGGAGGCUCAAGCUCAACCCGAUCCUGACUUCCCGACCGUCAAAUUCCCGAAUCCAGAAGAAAAGGGAGCCCUCGACUUGGCUAUUCAGACGGCAGAUCAAUCUUCGAUCAGCUUGAUAUUGGCUAGCGAUCCGGAUGCGGACCGGCUCGCGGUAGCGGAGAAGGUACACGACAAAUGGCACAUCUUCACAGGUAACCAAUUGGGUGUGCUCCUUGGAUCUUACCUUUACGAACGUUACCCGUCUUCAAAGCCCCGAGAAAAGCUCGCCAUGUUAGCAUCCACUGUUAGCUCUAGGAUGCUCGCGGCUUUGGCAAACAAAGAAGGAUUCAAGUUCACCGAGACCUUGACGGGCUUCAAGUGGUUGGGUAACGUUGCAAGAGAUCUAGAUAGCGAAGGCUACGAUGUGGUGUACGCGUUCGAAGAAGCCUUGGGCUACAUGAUUCCUCAGACUGUGCACGACAAAGACUCGAUCAGCGCAGCAGCAGUCUUUCUCACGGCUGCGUCGCAAUGGUCUACGCAAGGCCUGACGCCAUAUGCCAAGCUUCAGAGCCUCUACGAGCAUCUGGGGUACUUUGAAGACGCGAACACGUACCUCGUGUCACCAUCCUCAUCCGUGACAACAUCGGUUUUCACGGCGAUCCGCGCAUUGGGCAACCCGCAUCCCACCACCAUCGGACCCCGCAAGAUCAUGCGCUGGCGCGAUCUGACCCUUGGCUAUGACUCAAAGAGCAAGGACCACAAACCAGAUCUGCCGGUAGACGUGACGAGCCAAAUGAUCACUUGCGAGCUAGAUGAUGGAGCCGUUUUCACAGUCAGAGGGAGCGGGACGGAACCGAAGAUCAAGCUUUAUAUCGAGUGCCAGGGCAAGAGUAGUGCGGAGGCAAAAGAAGGUGCGAAUGGAAUCCUGGAGGAUUUGCUCAAGGAGUGGUUCAGGCCUGAAGUGAAUGGCUUGCAACUUGCUUGA
Parastagonospora nodorum SN15 is the source of this 1710-nucleotide messenger RNA. RefSeq lists its product as hypothetical. The record is from RefSeq and is a predicted model, not a curated record. The transcript is spliced from 2 exons. Gene Ontology annotation, molecular function: magnesium ion binding; phosphopentomutase activity. The coding region runs from base 1 to 1710 and encodes 569 amino acids. NCBI's taxonomy places the organism in Eukaryota, Fungi, Ascomycota, Dothideomycetes, Pleosporales, Phaeosphaeriaceae. Gene Ontology annotation, biological process: carbohydrate metabolic process; purine ribonucleoside salvage.